ACUCAAAACACCACCCAAAAAAAAAAAAAGGCUCCGAAGCUCUCCACCACCACCACCCAAUGGCCUCCGCCGUGCCCGAAAUCCUAAGCCGCGAGCAGUACGUGUACAUGGCAAAGCUCGCGGAGCAGGCCGAGCGCUACGAGGAGAUGGUCAGCUUCAUGGAGAAGCUCGUCGUCGCGUCCACCGCCGCCGGCACCGAGCUCACCGUCGAGGAGCGCAACCUCCUCAGCGUCGCCUACAAGAACGUCAUCGGCUCCCUGCGCGCCGCCUGGCGCAUCGUCUCCUCCAUCGAGCAGAAGGAGGAGAGCCGCCGCAACGAGGACCACGUCGCGCUCGUCAAGCAGUACAGAUCUAAAGUCGAGACCGAGCUCUCCGCCAUAUGCGCCGGAAUCUUGGACCUCCUCGGGUCCCACCUCGUCCCGUCGGCCACCGCCGGCGAGUCCAAGGUGUUUUACUUGAAGAUGAAGGGGGACUACCACCGGUACCUGGCCGAGUUUAAGAACGGCGACGAGAGGAAGACGGCUGCUGAGGACACUAUGCUGGCUUACAAGGCCGCUCAGGAUAUUGCUUUGGCUGAUUUGGCUCCUACACAUCCGAUAAGGCUGGGCCUGGCGCUUAACUUUUCGGUGUUUUACUAUGAGAUCCUCAAUUCCUCUGAGAAGGCUUGCACCAUGGCUAAGCAGGCCUUUGAAGAAGCGAUUGCUGAGCUGGAUACGCUGGGAGAGGAAUCAUACAAGGACAGCACUCUAAUCAUGCAACUUCUGAGGGACAACCUCACUCUCUGGACUUCAGAUUUGCAGGAGCAAAUGGAUGAAGCUUAACCACUUGAUUGUCAUGCUCCUUGAGGGAGGUGGGCUUGAAUGUCAUAAAGUAUUCUAUAAUCUGCGGACACUACUGUGUAUUACCUUAGUCUCUUAUGUGCAUACCAUAUGCUCAUGUUAAACAUGUUUCCUUUUUAAUUUGUUCUGAUAUUUAGUACUAAUGAUUCCUAGUAUUUUUGUGCUCCGCUUAUAAUUGAUACUGUUCUGAAGACAUUAUCAUUAGAUCCCCUAUUUGAAGACAUAAAAUUGUAUCACUUCAAGGUUUUCUCCUUCUUACCCAUA
Messenger RNA from Argentina anserina (silverweed cinquefoil), 1103 nucleotides. Its product is annotated as 14-3-3-like protein GF14 kappa. The record is from RefSeq and is a predicted model, not a curated record. Gene Ontology annotation, biological process: intracellular protein localization; signal transduction. Gene Ontology annotation, cellular component: cytoplasm. The coding region runs from base 60 to 821 and encodes 253 amino acids. The transcript is spliced from 4 exons. NCBI's taxonomy places the organism in Eukaryota, Viridiplantae, Streptophyta, Magnoliopsida, Rosales, Rosaceae.